UCUAUAUCUUGUUUUUAAUAAAAGAACUUACUAUGAAUAAAAACGAAGUAGCUAAAGUUGUUAUAGUUGGUGGUGGAUUGGUUGGAGCAUUAAAUGCUUGUUUUAUGGCCAAAAGGGGCUAUGAUGUUUACAUUUUUGAAAAAAGAGAAGAUAUCAGAAAAGCCGAUGAAGCCCAAGGAAAGUCAAUAAAUCUAGCACUUUCUCAUCGAGGAAGGAAAGCAUUAAAAUUUAUUGGUUUGGAAGAAGAAAUAUUAAAUAACGCUGUACCAAUGAAAGGAAGAUUAUUACAUGAUUUAAACGGAUAUAAAAAAUCAGUUCCUUAUGAUCCUGUUUUUAAAAAGUGCAUUUAUUCAAUAGGAAGAAACUUUUUAAAUGGAAAACUUCUAGAAGCUGCUGAAAAAUAUCGAAAUGUAAAAAUAUACUUUAAAUACAAGUUAAUAAACAUUGGUUUAUCUGAAGGACGAGUUUCAUUUUUAAAUGUGGAGAAAAAUGAAACCGUAGAAUUUCAAGCAGAUUUAAUUAUUGGAGCAGACGGGGCUUUUAGUAAAAUUCGCAGAUUUAUGGAAACAACUCCUUUAUUCGAAUACAGUCAAACUUAUAUCGAACACGGUUAUUUAGAACUUUGUAUUCCUAAAGAACAAAGUCAUCUAAUGAAGUCAAAUCACCUUCAUAUUUGGCCUAGGGGUGAAUUUAUGAUGAUAGCAUUACCAAAUAAGGAUAAUUCUUGGACAGUAACAUUAUUUAUGCCUUUUAAAAUGUUUGAAUCUAUUAAAACUGAAGCUGAUCUUUUAAACUUUUUUAGCAAAACAUUUAGUGAUUCCAUUGAAUUAAUUGGAUCAAAAGAAUUAAUAACAGACUACUUUAAAAAAAAACCUUCUUCGUUAAUUUCUGUAAAAUGUAGUCCUUAUCAUUAUAAAAAUAAAUUUCUAUUACUAGGCGAUGCUGCGCAUGCUAUUGUACCGUUUUAUGGUCAAGGUAUGAAUGCUGGAUUUGAAGAUUGUACUAUACUGGACAAUAUUCUUAACGAAAAUAAAGAUAAUUUUAAAUUAUCUUUACAAAAUUACAGUAUAAAAAGAAAAGCAAAUACUUAUGCUAUUAGUGAUUUAGCUAUGUAUAACUAUGUUGAAAUGAGGGAUUUGGUUACAAGGCCUUCUUACUCCUUAAGAAAUUUAUUAGAUAGUUUGCUAUUCAGAUUUUUUUGUAACACUUGGAUUCCUUUAUAUAAUUCUGUAAGUUUUAGUGAAAUGGAUUAUUUAAAAUGUGUAGAAAAUCGAAAAUGGCAGGAUAAGGUUAUUCAGGUAGUUAUUGCUGUAUUGGGAAUUAUCCUUGGAAUAUUUUUGUAUUACUACUUGCUAUAAUAUAUGUUUUGGUAAUAGGAGUUAUAAUAGAAAUAUA
Brassicogethes aeneus is the source of this 1395-nucleotide messenger RNA. Lineage: Eukaryota; Metazoa; Arthropoda; Insecta; Coleoptera; Nitidulidae. The record is from the annotation of a GenBank genome assembly.